Molecule: messenger RNA, 552 nt
Organism: Podarcis lilfordi (Lilford's wall lizard)
Lineage: Eukaryota; Metazoa; Chordata; Lepidosauria; Squamata; Lacertidae
Source: the annotation of a GenBank genome assembly
AUGCCUGGGAUCUUUCUCCGCAGGAAAAAAAGGAGCGCACGGCGGCCUCUGAAGAGUUUCUGGCGACCUCCGGAGCUUUUCCUUGGGCAAAGAUGCGCCCUGGCUGGCGCGGACGCCGUGCGCUUUUGCUCGCCGCCGCCUAAUGGAAACCGGGCUCUCGGCUUUCCGCAAAAAAGAGAGAAAUGCACACCUCCCCUUCUCUGUGGAUGUGGAAGUAAACAGACUGUCAGCGUGUUCAUUUCGAGAAAGGAGGCUGCAAGUCGAUCCAGCGGCCAACAGCAGCAGCGGCAGGCGAGGCGAGGAGCGAGCAGGAACGCGAGAGCCACCACUUUUUCUAUCUCUCUCUCCACGUUAACAGCCUUUUUCCGCCUCGUCGCCGAUUGCGCUGCUGAGCGACGCCGGAGGAACCGGUUCGGAGUUCUUGCAGGUUUGUGGAUCGCGGGGCAGAGAGAAGGUCUGGAGGGAUUUCUGCCCCCCUUCUUUUCUACUGCCCACCCCCCGCCAGAAAAAGGAAAGGGGGAAAAAGCUGCAAGACCGCCAGGCGCCUUUUAA